AUGACUGAUCCAUAUACUACGCGCAUACAGCAAAUGCUGGACUUUGCCAAGCACGCUGAUAAGGCCGGCUUCAAAGACUACAUGUCGUCUUUCAUCCACCACAUCGACCUAGUGUCAGUCGACGCCGACUCGCCCACUCACCACGUCCGUCCCCGCGUCGUCCUCGGCUACACCGUCCGACCAGAGCACUGCAACUCCAUGGGCAACAUGCACGGCGGUGCCGUUGCCACCUUUUUCGACUUUGCAACCAGUCUCGCCCAGGCAGCUCCCAGGCCCAUCGCAAAGCUUGGAAGCGAUGAUAACGAAGAUCCCAUCGCCGCCUCGUGGCAGAAUCUCGGCGUCAGCCGCACCCUGGCCGUCACAUACGUACGCCCAACCCCCUGCGAUACCGACGUCCUCUUCGACUGCGAAGUUGUCCACACCGGCCGCACGAUGUCUAGCCUUCGCGGUGUCAUGCGCAGGCGCAGCGAUGGCGCCGUGCUCGCCACAUGUGAACACGGCAAGGUCCAGACAUACCUCCCACGCAGCAGCCUGUAA
Molecule: messenger RNA, 537 nt
Organism: Grosmannia clavigera kw1407
Lineage: Eukaryota; Fungi; Ascomycota; Sordariomycetes; Ophiostomatales; Ophiostomataceae
Product: thioesterase family protein
Exons: 2
Coding region: 1-537 (178 amino acids)
Molecular function (GO): fatty acyl-CoA hydrolase activity
Source: RefSeq, a predicted model, not a curated record